AUGCCUACCUUGGCAGUCAACAACUUUAACAUUGUCUGUGCAUCUUUGGGAGGGUUCAUUACGCUUUUCGGGCUGGUUAGUUAUUUGCUGAAAGAAAAGUAUUACCUGAGCGAAGCUUUAAUAUCACUCAUCGCUGGAGUCGUUUUCUCACCACAUGCCACGAAUUGGAUCAAACCAGAGGAAUAUGCGUUGAAUGAUGUUGAAACUCUUGAUACCAUCACCCUUUACUUUACGCGCCUGGUGCUGGGUGUCCAACUUGUACUUGCGGGUGUGCAACUACCGUCAAAAUACCUAAAGACAGAAUGGAAGAGCCUGUCUUUGCUACUCGGUCCGGGUAUGACGGUCAUGUGGCUCGUGACCAGUCUACUCGUCUUCGCUUUGGUCCCACACAUCAGCUUUCUACAUGCGCUGGCUGUAGGCGCUUGUGUCACACCCACGGACCCUGUCUUGUCGAACUCCAUCGUCAAAGGAAAGUUUGCAGAUAAGAACAUCCCGAAAGAAUUACAGAAGAUCAUCGUAGCUGAAUCCGGGGCGAAUGAUGGACUUGGUUACCCGUUCCUCUUUCUGCCGCUUUACCUCAUCAAGCAUAUUGGUCACGGUGGGCAAGGUUCCGACAACAGUACCAGAGUUGCUGUCGGACUGUGGUUUGGCGAGACGUGGGGAUAUACCAUCAUACUAAGUGUCAUUUAUGGAGCUGCAGUGGGAUGGAUCGCAAAAGAAUUGCUUCAUUGGGCCGAAGAGCGGAAAUACGUCGACCGCGAAAGUUUCUUGGUUUUUGCCAUCACUCUGGCUCUCUUCAUUGUGGGUACAUGCGGUAUGAUCGGUAGCGACGACGUGCUCGCCUGCUUCAUCGCCGGCAAUACGUUUACUUGGGAUGACUGGUUCCGCCUCGAGACGAUGGAUGACUCUUUCCAACCAACCAUCGAUAUGCUGCUCAAUGUCUCUAUAUUCAUCUGGUUCGGCGCCGUUUGCCCUUGGCGCCUCUUUGCGCAUUCUCCAGUCGUCCCCAUCUACCGACUCAUCCCAUUGGGUAUCCUGGUAUUGCUUCUCCGCCGGCCACCCAUCAUCUUCGCUAUGCAUAAACAGAUCCACCAGAUCGAGCAAAGGCGUCAAGCACUCUUUGUAGGCUUCUUCGGUCCGAUUGGUGUGAGCGCCAUCUUCUACCUAUACAUCAGCCUCGAGUUUCUGGCUGAGAUCAAGGUCGACGGUGAAGUCAGAGAAGAUGCAGCAUUUCUGAUGGAAGUCAUGAACGUGGUCAUCUGGUUCCUGGUAAUCUGCUCAGUCGUCGUCCACGGUCUCUCCAUUCCGUUAGGCAAACUCGGCUUUUUCAUUCCCCGCACCCUCAGUACAGCGCUCUCCUUUGCUCGUACUGGAUCUACCUCUGCCGACGAACCCGAACCAGCUUUCCACAUCGAAGGUACCGAUGGCCCUACAACUGAUGCUGAAGUGCGUUUACGCCGCCGUCCUGGCUGGUCGCGCAACGGCGGCGAUUCCCUGCCCAACCGAGUUGUACGCAUUGGCAGGACUUUGAUCAGUUCGGGGACUACCUCGGCAAGUACAUCAAGAGCACCUAGUUCGGCACGCGCACCUAGCCAGAUGCCAUUGCCUAUGGGCAAUGUCAGUACCGCGGCAAGGGAUGGCGAGGACUCGCGAGUAGAUGGUGGAGCCAAUAGUAAUGUGCCGGGUGCAGAUGAGGGCGUCAUCCCUGGACGUACGAUUCGUUUCCAUGAUGAGCAACAGAAGGCCAAGAUUGCGGAAGACUAG
This is a messenger RNA of Alternaria arborescens, 1764 nucleotides long. RefSeq lists its product as hypothetical. Gene Ontology annotation, cellular component: plasma membrane. Gene Ontology annotation, molecular function: sodium:proton antiporter activity. The coding region runs from base 1 to 1764 and encodes 587 amino acids. The record is from RefSeq and is a predicted model, not a curated record. The transcript is spliced from 4 exons. Gene Ontology annotation, biological process: proton export across plasma membrane; regulation of membrane potential; sodium ion export across plasma membrane. Lineage: Eukaryota; Fungi; Ascomycota; Dothideomycetes; Pleosporales; Pleosporaceae.